AUGAAGGCUAAAAAUCGUUCGAGAUACCGAGGAAGGCAGCCCUUACCAAAGUAUAUCAACCUUUCGCAAAGGUUUGUCGCCCAGACCACCCGGGCGGCGGGGUAUACCGGCCGGACUUCCCCUUCCCUGGUGGUGAGACUAUACUGCUUGACAUACGACCAAGUACUGCACUUUCAAUCCCGCCAAACUCCAUUCCUCAUACCCACAGCACCCCGUCCGCACCACGUGCACCUCGUAACACCCAAUAUGACCCCCAACUCGCACAUCCUCAGCCACGCUCAUUUAUUACGCCUCCGAACCAACCAAGAUGAUCGGUACUACUUCCUAUCUUACAGCGCACCCGCCAAUAACAAGCCAACCACUCAUCCAACAUCAACCCCAAGCACACUCAGAGACCUCUCUGAUGGGACACAUACCAGCUCCAUGACACCUACCGAGCCACUCGUCCUAUCCUGCGAUACUUUGUACAGCCUCGAGCUCGUCGAGUCCCAUAUCGGCCAGAACACUUUGAUUGGGGACUGGCAGAGUGAUGAUUCUGCCACCUACGAACAGUCAGUCUCUGAGAUUCAGGAUCAGCUCAGCCACGUCGAAAGCCAGUACUCUGCCCUGUCCGGCGGCGCGAUUCGUCGAGCUUCUCAGGCGCCUAACCAUGACCCCGCAACUGCGCUCUCGACCUUCCACUCCGUGUGUAGCCAGCUCUUGCGAGAAGGGGAGGCGGAUCUCACUGUCUAUGUGGAACCUGUACUGAAACUGAGGGAUGAUCUCGCCGCGGCGGUUAUGAAGGUGGAGCACAAGCGAGACGAUGAUGCUCAGAAGCAAGGAGGGAGAGGGGUCGGCGGACCGGAAGGCCACGUGAGAGGCGCGAUGUAUGGCGUCCAGGAGAUCAGCAAGCUGUGA
Messenger RNA from Dioszegia hungarica, 897 nucleotides. RefSeq lists its product as uncharacterized. The transcript has 4 exons. NCBI's taxonomy places the organism in Eukaryota, Fungi, Basidiomycota, Tremellomycetes, Tremellales, Bulleribasidiaceae. Bases 1 to 897 code for a protein of 298 amino acids. The record is from RefSeq and is a predicted model, not a curated record.